AUGUCGAAUUCACCUUCAGCAGCAUCUGGUUCCUCAUCCUCACCACGUUCAGCAGUCGGCAAAGAGGCACUUGCCCUGCCUUCACCACCUCUCCGCAAAUCAGACUCAGUCAGUUCGCGAUCGUCUUCAAUCCCUUCCAUCAACUCACCAAACACAAUUACACAGAACCGCAUGUCGGGAUCACCCACCACACCCUCCCUCGAAGGCUGGCUAGCAUGGCGACCGACGGGAACGUCGACGUGGUCAACAUCGUAUCUGAGCAUCGAAUACGGAAGUCUGAUUCAGCGCACCAACGAAGCGGAACGACACCGAUCUGGAUACCUCAUCCAAGACCUCCGUGGCACGAAGAUCACCACUCGCGGCGCAGUCGGCGAAGGCGAAAAGUGGAACACCGCACACGCCUCCAUCGACAUCGACGGCAUCGUCGAAGUCCGUCCCGCAGUCGCCAGCGCUUUCAAUUCCUGGCUCAACGCCCUAACAUGGUGGAGUCAACAAGUUCGGCCAUACCACCCUCCAGCAAUGGUCCGCUCCAUCUCCUCGACGAACGCAAAUGAGAGAGAUGAUGAUAGGAGGAGCUUGUUAAGUUUGAAGAGGAGUACGCUUGAACGACCACUUUCGAGUUGUGGGUAUGAGAGUGGAGCGAAUGUGAGGGGGUUGGAACAGGAGUUGCAGCAUUUGAGUAUUCGGGGUGCACCGGGGGUUGCGCAUAGACGGAGUAUGGAAUCAUUAAGAAGUACGGAGACCGAGAGUGAAGUCAGUGGGACGAUUGUCAAGGCGGGAUCUUUAUUGCUUUGGGACGUGUCUAUCGACCUUGCUCCCGUUUACCAAAAAGACCCACGGAAGAACCACGAUCAUUGGAAACGUGUAUCGUGUAUCUUGUACGAUAACGGAAACCUACAUAUCCUUCGCGAAAGUGAUGGAUUGCAGAUUAUGCGGUUACAGAUCGCGCAGUUUAAGAGGUCAUGUAUCCAGCUUGUUCACCCAUCGCUUCUGGGGACGCCGUACACGGUUGCGAUUUACAGCAAGUACGUGCCAGGGGCAUUGAAUAAGAUGUUGUACAUUGCUGCGCCGGAUGCGGUUGUUUAUGAGAGUUGGUAUGUUCUUCUUAGAUGUUUCGCGCAGGGACUUUACGGGAAUCCGGAGGGUACCUUUCGGGUACAACAGUCUCUGUAUAUGCGUGUCGCUGACGCGCGGGGGUUGUCGGAGUAUCGCUCGUCAAACUCGAAUGGGUUGUAUUUUGAGGUGGUCGUCGGAGGAGAGAUAUGUGCACGAUCCGCUGUAGUUAGUGAGGAUGAGCAGGAACGCUGGCUCGAGGACUUUGAGUUUCGGGAUUUCUAUUCGAGGCGGAUGCCUGUUGUGUUGUUGCUCAAGGAAAUUGACAAAAAGGGUGUCAAGACCGUUGUUGGGCAUACGGAGUUGGAUGAGAAGGCGCUCAUGCCGAGGUAUGAUGCGUUUGAGACGUGGUAUCCGGUACGAUAUGUUCCCGGUGUCAAUGGUGGCCGGAAUAAAGAACAAGGCGCGUUGUUGAUUCGGAUGAGGGUUGAUGAGAGCACCAUAUUGAGGGAGGAGGAGUACGUGAAGGUCACCAAGUUGAUGCAGGACUAUAGCAAUAAUGUCGUUGCGACGUUGCGGAACGAUAUCAUCGACAUGGACCGGAUUGCGUUGCUCUUCAUUCGGAUCUCAAUAGUGGAUGACACUUUCCCCGAUUUGAUGACGCAUCUUGCUGAACUGGAUUUGAAGCAUUCAAAUCAUGAUUCGGGAAUUCAUGUGGUGAGAAAGAGGAGUGAGGAAAUGGGGAGUAACGUUGCGCCGAAUCCGAUUGAGGAGAUCGUUGCGGGACGCGAGAUCAGGAGAGAAGCAAAUGGGUUCUUUCGGGAGAACACAUUGCUUACGAAGGUGAUGGAUUAUACGAUGAAGCGCGUAGGAGGGGCGUAUCUGCAGGAGAUCCUGGGGAAGACGACUAAGGAGAUUUGUGAAAAGGAUAUUCUCUGUGAAGUUGAUCCUGCACGGUUGAAGUCUAAGUCUGGCGACGAGCUCAAGGUGAAUUGGCGGAAUCUGAUUGGCUAUGUCAAGCGGAUUUGGAAGGCCAUUUACGAUAAUCCUGAGCUCGUGCCUCACCCUCUUCCCAUACUGUUCAAGAGGAUCAGGGAUGCGGCGACUUCGAGGUAUGGACCUUCGUCUCAGACUAAGGUGCGGUACCCUGUCGUUGCUGGAUUUCUAUUCCUUCGCUUCAUCGUUCCGGCGAUUCUGAAUCCGAGAGUCUUCGGUCUGAUGCGUACACAUCCUUCGCCAAACGCCCAGCGUACAUUGACGCUCAUCGCGAAGUCGCUCCAAGGGUUUGCCAAUGCAGUGCCGUUCGGUGUGAAGGAGCCUUGGAUGACGCCGAUGAAUGAUUUCGCUCAAGAUAAUCUGGAAAAGCUGUGGCAGUUCAUCGACACAGUCUCCACUCCGAAGGACGAGCGGUUCUGGGUCAGGGUUCCGGGAUCGCAUGCACGCAAUGUCAUCUUGGAACGCCUACCGAAGAGGGAUCGCGAGGGUGUACCGACGCUUCCUUACGUGGUCGAUAGGGGCAAGGAGGUCGCGUCGCUGGUCCAGAUCUACUUGCAUUGGGUCAAUGAUAAGACUAACAACAUCAAACUGGAAGGCGCGAUGCUCGAGUUCCAUAAGGAGUGUGAGAGGAUAGACAAGUUGGCCCGCCAACUCAGAGCGACCCAGGAGAACUCCCUGAGAUCGGGACCGUGUGUAGCUACGUCGGAGGUGUUACCUUGGGAGCUUGAGCCGAUUCCAGCGGAUUUGUCGCUGGUUCUGACUGGGCGUUCAACUCGGUCUUCGAUGUUGGGCUUGCCUAGCCCAAGUCUUAUCCCAAGGGGCUUGAGACCGGGAAGCCCUUGUUCGAGUGCAGAUCUCGAGAGGUCAGACUCCUACUUCGACUCCAUGCAGAGUCAGAUCGAGUACGGCAGUAGCCCCAAAGGGCGAAAAGGAGAGUUCUUCGCAAAAAUUGAGAAGGGUGUCGGAGGACUCCUGAAAGGGAUGAAGAAGGAAAACUCGAGAGGGGAGAGGGAGUAAUCUGGUGGAAUAUGUUUGAAUUUGUUUGACGGCGUUCGCUGAUUUAUUGCUGGGAUCUAUGGGCGUUUAUGACAUGUUUUGCAGUCGCAGUUGCUUACUUGCACUUAAUUGCUAUUGCUAUGCACGAUACCGAAGGGGAAGGAGGAGGAUUUGCACGGGG
Saitoella complicata NRRL Y-17804 is the source of this 3226-nucleotide messenger RNA. Its product is annotated as Rho GTPase activation protein. Lineage: Eukaryota; Fungi; Ascomycota; Saitoellomycetes; Saitoellales; Saitoellaceae. The transcript has a single exon. Bases 1 to 3066 code for a protein of 1021 amino acids. The record is from RefSeq and is a predicted model, not a curated record. Gene Ontology annotation, biological process: regulation of GTPase activity.